Molecule: messenger RNA, 5223 nt
Organism: Cololabis saira (Pacific saury)
Lineage: Eukaryota; Metazoa; Chordata; Actinopteri; Beloniformes; Belonidae
Gene: sun1b
Product: Sad1 and UNC84 domain containing 1b
Exons: 22
Coding region: 540-3641 (1033 amino acids)
Biological process (GO): nuclear envelope organization
Cellular component (GO): meiotic nuclear membrane microtubule tethering complex; nuclear envelope
Molecular function (GO): protein-membrane adaptor activity
Source: RefSeq, a predicted model, not a curated record
AUACUAGAAACCUGUGCCAAUACUACUCCUGCAGCUACAUCUUUCAAAAUUAUUUAUUUAUUUAUUAUUUAUUUUUAUUUUAUUUGUCCCAUAGGGAGAUUUACUCCUUCAUUUUAGGGGGAUUAUAAUAAAAGUAAUUCAUUGGAUAACAGCCAUAUGAGUACAUAAGGUUUUAUUGAGCAAGGUGGGAAGUUGCUAACUGGGAGUGUUUUGUGGUAACAUGACAUUUUCAAAGCAUGUUCAUAAAAAGCAGGUUUCACUCCCAAGAAGCUUCGCCCUCAGGCCGUUCCCUCCCAUUGCUUUAGAGUCCGCCCCGCCCACCCCUCUGCUGUUUUACUGGCUUUCAUAAUGCCAAGCUCAAUCAAGCAGUCACUGUAGGGAAAGCUGUCCUGGUGGGUAGUCUGCUUAAUACAAAUAGAAAGAAGAACGUCACUGUGCUGUCUCCACCAGCCUCUUCUCUCAGCUGAAGCCUGUUUUCUGACAAGAGGAGAAGAGACCCAUCAUUCAUCAAAGCUUUGCCUCCGUCAGCCAGAGCCAUCAUGCAGGAAGAGUCUAAACAAAGAAGAAUGACCAUGGAUUUUUCUCAGCUACACACAUAUACUCCUCCACAGUGUGCUCCAGAGAACACCGGUUAUACUUACUCUCUCAGUUCCAGCUACUCCACUGCAGCAUUAGAGUUUGAGAUAGAGCACAAGAUUGAUCCUGUCUACGAGUCACCCAGGAUGUCUCGAAGGAGUCUGCGUCUACAGGGCAGUGCCAGUCACUAUGGCAACGACAACCUAGCGGAUUACUCCCAGAACCACAGCAGCAGCUUCACCAGCACUAAGAGAGAAACGAGGACGUUACGCAGCAGAAAGCAGCAGUCCACUUCCAGCUCCCUGUCUUUAUCCCUGAGCCAAGUCGCAACACCAAGAAAAACUCUGGCUUUCUCAGCUGCAAGUACACCGAUUGACAACAGCAGCACAUUUCACGACAGCAACACAACGUCCGAUGUGUCUCAGUUCUCUUCCGCUCAUGACCAGUCCCAACUGAGACAACGUACAGUCACCAUGACAACCAACACUACGACGACUGCUGUGGAUGGGCACUGGGGGCAGUGCUCCGGCCACAGUUCAUCAGGUGUAAAUGGCGAUGCCAGCACAUCAAAGUCACAUGCCUCACUCGCUAAUGGAUACAUCUGCAACGACUGCUCGUUACACUCUCAGAAGAUGGAUUCUGGUAUCAUACGGUCAUCUUCAUUAUCUCAAGCCACAGAACUGUCCACAGACGCCCUCAAUUCCUCAUCUUCGUCAUUCACCGGCAUAUACACCAGAGACAGGAGUCGGAGAAACAAGACAGGUGUCCUGAUGUCAAUGUCUAACACGUGCAUGCGCUACAGUAAACAAGCCCUGGCCCCCAUAGUGUCCUUAGUCACUGUUGUCUUCAGCAGUGUGAUGCAGCUGGGUUCAGGGGCCAAGAGUCCAAAAAGAAAAGGUAUCCUUGUAUCGUUUUGGGACUCAUUGAGACAAGCGGCUUCAUCCAGUUUUUCCACAUUGUGGCUGUUUAAGCAGACGACUUUGCACAGGAUGAUGGGCCACAGGGAUAAUGGCUAUGAAGGACAAGCUCACUCAAGUUUCUGUGGGAGCAUGAAUGUGAAGGAUCUGGCGACUGAAGAUGCAUCACAUCUUAAUCUCAAUGGUUCCCUGUGUCACUGCCUACUGCAGCCGGGUUAUUGUGUGGUGAGAGCGGGCAAAGCGUUGGCUUCAGGUGUUAGCACAGUAGCACAGAGGCUGGUCUCAUUCCUCUGGUGGCUUCUGGGAGCUCCAGUGAAAGCAGGCAAAGGGCUCUUGUGGUUUCUUGCAAGAGGAUGGUAUAUGCUGGUGUCUCUUAUGUCUCUUCUCAAUGUCUUCUUCUUGACACAAUGCCUUCCCAAACUUUUGAAGCUUCUCUUGCUCCUCUUGCCCCUUUUACUCCUCCUGGCUUUAUGGUUAUGGGGUCCGUCCAGUUCUUCCCUGUUUGCCUUCCUUCCAGCCAUAAAUUUAACCGAGUGGUAUCCUGCAUCUCCCUUCACCUACAUUUCUAACUUGGGAGCAGUACCAGCUUCUGUUCCCUCACCAGAGACUCCACUGGAGAAAGCCCCAGCCACACCAGUUUCCCAGGCAACGCCGAUCCUACCCCCUGUGGCUGUCUCUAGUGUGGACUUGGAGCGUCUCGAACAAGUAGAGCGCCAGCUAGCGCUGUUGUGGAAUCGGGUUGAGAAGGGUGACCAGAAGACGGAGCAGCGUCAUGGGGAUAUUUUGGGUCUCUACAGCACUCUGAGGGAGCAGCUUCACACUCAGACUGACAGGGAGACCCUGGGAUUGUGGGUGUCCUCCCUGUUGGAGCAGCGACUCGGCGUGCUACAGGGACAGCUGGAGCAGGAGAACACACAGAGAGCACAAACUGAAGAGCAACAGAAACAGCAUCAGGAGGGUCAGACGGUACGUCUGGCUGAUCUAGAGAUACUGCUCAAAGCUUUGGGAACCAAAACUGAGGAGUUGCAGCAGAAACAGCAGCAGUAUGAACACGAGAAGAAGGAAAGAGAGAAAGAGGUGGUCGUGUCGGCAGCAGAUACACCCCCUGUCAGUGUGGGUGUGAAGCAAGAGGACCAUGAUGCUCUGCUGGCUGAGGUGCAGAGGCUUGAGCUAGAGUUGGGUAAAAUUAGAGAGGACCUGCACGGAGUUGUUGGAUGCAAAGGAAAGUGUGAGCAGCUGGACACACUGCAGGAAACGAUAUCGGCUCAGGUGUCCUCGGAGAUGCGGAGGGAGUUGAAUGCUCUUUUCUUUGGCGGUGGUGGGUCAGAGCAGCAGCAGGGUGAGGUGCCUGAGUCUCUCCUGCUCUGGCUGUCCCAGCGUUACGUGAGCACACCUGACAUGCAGGCCGCACUGGCUUCACUGGAAAUGAGCAUCCUGAGAAACAUAUCGCUACAGCUGGAGCUUAGCCGGGCCCAGACCCUGGGAGAGGCUCAGUCCCAAACCCAGAACAUUGUUCAGACGAUAACCGGGACUGUCCAGCACGCUUCUGCUUCUGAGGGGCUGACAGAAGAGCAAGUGAAGCUGCUUGUCCAGAAUGCCCUAAAGCUGUACUCCCAGGACCGAACAGGCCUGGUGGACUACGCCCUGGAGUCUGGAGGUGGCAGCAUCCUCAGCACCCGUUGCUCUGAGACGUACGAGACCAAGACGGCCCUCAUGAGUCUGUUUGGUCUUCCACUCUGGUAUUUCUCCCAGUCUCCACGCGUCGUAAUCCAGCCGGAUGUAUAUCCUGGUAACUGCUGGGCGUUCAAAGGCUCUCAGGGUUAUCUGGUGAUCAGGCUGUCCCUCAGGAUCCUGCCGACAUCCUUCUGUGUGGAGCACAUCCCCAGGGCCUUGUCCCCGACUGGAAACAUCACAAGCGCCCCGCGCAACUUCACCGUCUAUGGUCUAGAUGAUGAGUACCAAGAAGAGGGGAGGCUGCUGGGGCACUACACCUACGAGGAGGAUGGGGAGUCACUACAGACUUUUCCUGUUCAGGAGAAGAACGAUAAAACCUUCCAAAUUAUUGAGGUGCGCGUGUUGUCUAACUGGGGUCACCCAGAGUACACCUGCCUAUACCGCUUCAGAGUCCAUGGACAACCCCGCCCUUAGCAAACCAGCCACCACCACAAACAUACAUCAUCACACCCUAUCUGUACAUAGCUCUCACCGACUUCUUCAAAACUGUGGGGAAUCAAGAGUUUGGAUUUUUUUUCCCUUUUUUUUCAUAAAAACUGUGAACACACAGAGGUUGUGGAUUGUUAAAGCGAUGUGCGAAGAUGGAAUCAUGGAUGUGUUUUUGUAUUAUAGAAAGAAUCAGAGGAAUGUUUGUAUCUGGACUGUCAAGGAAUACAGAGAGAAAAGGAACCACAGAAGAAGCUAGAAGACCCAUUCCCCUUUUCAUUGCACUGAAUCAGCUGUUGAGGGUGCAGAAUAGCCCUGAGCAGACUAAUCCAUCCCUCCUUCACGCACCUCCCACUUCUACAGGAAGGUGGAAUGGGGGGUUUACAGACUCAUCUUCAUUUCUUCACACUACAACUCGGACACAUUUUUUUUCUCCUGUUCUUUAAAAACUUUGUUCUUAGCAUCUGCCAUUUUAUUUUUAGGAUAAAGACCACUGCACCUUUGCCUAAGAUGCUAUCUAGGCAGCCUCUUCAGUAACUGCAGUUGAACUUUUGCAAGUCUGCACUCACCAUGGAUAAGUUGGGUUCACUACUACGUGGGUUUGGCCACAUGCUUUCACAUAGCCAUAAAUAUUUUUUUUUAAGAACUGAAAAUGCUGCAUAUGGAGUUCUGAAUGUUUGCUGAAGUGGAGGCUUGAUGUAAGUUUCCAUCAAUCAUGGCAACACGAAAAAACCCACCGAGCGGAGCACUAAGUGAAUCAAACACUAUGAUGCUCUUUACUAUGUACAUUAAGUAAAAUAUUUAUUUCGAUUAUGAGUCAACUCAAGGAAUCAUACCAGCAUGUGACUCCUCUUGAACCUUGCUCUUUUAUUUGCAUCAUGGAUGUAAAGGGGCGGUCCCAUGCCUGGAAAAAAGAUCUUUAACCAAUGUUGAAGGAUGAAACAUGCAACUUCUUCUGCAGACAAGAGUGUGCUUUUAUUUUGGAUUUUUUUUCUCCUGCUCUAGCUGAGUUAAACGUCCUCCUCACAUGGGCUCUCAUUACUCUAACACCCUGACAGAAUGUAAUCUGUACAUUUUAUUGUUAAUUGGUCCUUUACAUUAUGUACAUUUAUCAGUGUUGCUUCAUAAAAAAACAAACAAAAAAAAAAGAUUAUUGUUUUGCUAUUAUUUCUAUUGUUACUCAUUGUGUUUUGCGUUUUCUUUUUGUUUUUUUUUGUUUUUUUGGGGGGGGGUUGAUAUAAGAGGAUGCACUGUAACAACUUGAUAGGUUUGUGGCAUGGGUCUGCAGAGUUUGUUAAAAAAUGGGGUUGUGUAAGCAAUUUUGGUUGCAAUUAUGGGUAAGUCUAAAAUGUUACUUGUACAAAUGUUUUGUUCACAAUUUUAUUUAUUAACAAGUCGAUUAGUGGCUGCGAUGAAUGAGUAACUGCAAUGUAUAUUUUGUCAAAAGCUGUUCAGUGCAUUUUGGAAUCUAAGGACUUUUUUUUUAAGAUAAAUGGCUAUUUUUGUUCAGUCAUGAGAUGACUUAACUGCUUUGGAAUAUAUUCCAAUAAAGAUUUUAAUUUUGAAGAAA